UAUUUCUUCUUCUUCUCUUUUCUAAACAAAAAUGACAUCCAUCCAACCUGGUAUCUCUUUAUUCACAUCGCCUCAUGUCCAUCCUGAAGAAAACGUAGACACCGUCUCUCUUUAUGAUUUACUUUACCAUGAAGAUUUAGAAUAUAUUGUACAAAUGAACUUUCUUGUGGAUUUAACUUACCUCAUGUCUCACUUACAUCCAAAUUUCAAAAAUGGAAACGUGCCUUUGGUGGUAGUCUAUGGUCAUACUGAUCCUGAUAUUGCUCGUCAAAUAACAAAGGAUUACUCGUGGGUACAAUUGGUGGAACCUCACUUAAAGGACAGAUAUGGAUCUCAUCAUACCAAAGCCAUGAUCUUAUUCUUCAAUACAAAUGGUAUUCAAACAGCACAAAUUGUUAUCAUGACGGCUAACAUGGUUCAAGAUGACUGGGAAAGGAUGACUCAAGGUCUUUAUCGAACACCACGUUGUCAACUUAAAAUCAAUUCUACUUCAUCAUCUUAUUCACCAGCUGGUUCACUUCAAGGUAUGGAAUUUGAAUCUCCUUUUGCUCGAGAUAUGAUCAACUAUCUUCAUGGAUACAAUUUGCCAGUGUUGAACGAGGUAGCUCAGCGAUUACGAUAUUAUGAUUGGAGUCCUUGUAAAGCCAUCUUGAUUGGAUCUAUUCCAGGUCGACAUAAAGCUCAAGAUUUGAAAAAAUGGGGAAUGUUAAGGUUGGCUCAAGUUUUACAAGAUCAUGUCCAUCUUCCUGAACAAUGUUGUCAUGAAUCAUCCAUCGUUAUUCAGUGUUCUAGUAUUGCCAAUAUGACAGAACGAUUCAUCCAUUCUUUUGAACAAUGCCUUUCUGCGGCUAACAAUGCAAAGGACGCGAAUCAUGCCAAGAUUCGUUUGGUUUAUCCUACAAUGGAGACUGUUGCAGAGAGUUGUACUGGAUUGUUAGACAGUGGUGGAUUUCUUCGUUUAGAUGAAGAUGUAUAUAAAAAGAAUCAGGCUUGGUUUGAAGAACAUAUGGUGGAAUGGGCAAGUUAUACAGUAGGACGACAAUAUUUGAUGCCUCAUAUCAAAACCUAUACCAGAAUAUAUCACGACACUAUCACGGACAAGUAUGCGCUGGCUUGGUUCUUACUGACUUCACAUAAUCUUAGUAGAGCAGCUUGGGGUGAUCAGCAAGUCAAUGGUACUCAACUUUAUAUCAAAAGUUAUGAACUUGGUGUUUUAAUAUGUCCAUCUCUAUGGGAGACGAAUCAAGAUCCAUAUAUUGAAAUGAUGCCUUCCACUCUUUUUGAUCCUUCUCCUUCCAAUUUGCCAGGCAUACCAGUGGUACCUAUUCGCCUUCCCUAUGAUUUACCAUUACACAAACACUCUUCCCCUUGUUUUGUCCGUCGUCCAUAUUAUUAGAUCUUGAUUAGGAAGAAAUAAAAAAUUGAUGUUGUACAUAGU
Halteromyces radiatus is the source of this 1438-nucleotide messenger RNA. Its product is annotated as tyrosyl-DNA phosphodiesterase I. The transcript is spliced from 10 exons. Bases 32 to 1396 code for a protein of 454 amino acids. Gene Ontology annotation, cellular component: nucleus. Gene Ontology annotation, molecular function: single-stranded DNA binding; double-stranded DNA binding; 3'-tyrosyl-DNA phosphodiesterase activity. Lineage: Eukaryota; Fungi; Mucoromycota; Mucoromycetes; Mucorales; Cunninghamellaceae. Gene Ontology annotation, biological process: double-strand break repair; single strand break repair. The record is from RefSeq and is a predicted model, not a curated record.